Macadamia integrifolia is the source of this 1164-nucleotide messenger RNA. RefSeq names its product protein RDM1-like. Gene Ontology annotation, cellular component: nucleus. The record is from RefSeq and is a predicted model, not a curated record. Lineage: Eukaryota; Viridiplantae; Streptophyta; Magnoliopsida; Proteales; Proteaceae. Bases 395 to 940 code for a protein of 181 amino acids. The transcript has 4 exons.
AUUGUGGUCUGAAGGGUCAUUUGAUGUCCCUGUCACAGAAGGACGAAACUUUAAAAAAAUCUAUUCCCAUUUUUCCUUUCCCCGUUCUCGCAUGCCUUCGCUUCUGAUAAAUCGAGGAGAAACAGCAAACCACUCUCUCUCUCUCUCUCUCUCUCUCUCUCAUACUCUGUUACUGUGAGAUUGCACUCAGCCCUCUACAUACUUCGCUAUGUACUGCUCUGAAAUCUGAAUACUUGGAGAGGGUUUAAUCAAAAAGUCAUUUCCAGUUUUAUCUAUCGUCAUAGGCCUGAGAGAAAAAAGUAUAAAACCCUACACGGGGAUUGCCUAAUUUUGUUGUAUAAAACGUUCCACUUCAUUUGGUGUGCCAAUUUUCAGGGAUUUUUUUCUUAAUGCCAUGAAGAGGGCAAUGCCAUGGAGCAACCAGGUGGAUGUUUUGUCAUCAGAUUCAUCUUCCUCAGACUCAGAUUCAGAAACUGAUGAUGGGACUGGUAAAGCAAAUCCAAGUGAUAAGAACACAAGCAGUAAACCCACCAAGGAAGAUACAUUGGAAGAUACAGCCAAGACUGGAAGAUCAAAGAGCAAUGUUAUAGACUUCAAAGCUUUAAGUGAGCAUGGCUACAAAGGUGGUCCCUCAAUAUUGAACAUGCCCACACCAAAGGAGAUGGACAGGGAGCCGAACUGGUCUUGGUCUACCGGCAAGGAAAAACCUGUGGACAAAGACACUGAAGAAUCUUAUGAAGAGCGACAGAGAACCAGAGCUGCAUUGGCUGAGGGAGAAAAGCUGAUAAAUGUUCAAACUCGGAAGGACAAGAAUCUUUCUUUUUCACAGAAGGAGAAGAGGAAGAGAGAACUCGGUCAGGCCAGUAGGGGAAAGAAUUAUGUCGAAGAAGAGAAAAGGUUGUUGAGGGAUAGUGGUGUCUACUCUGGCUUUGAUGCUUGAUUUUCCAUGCUUAUGUGUACAAUUAUAGAAAAAUGCAAAAACUAGACCGUUGAGACAUCCUGCUACUUUUGUCCCAAAGGAUGGUUUGCUGUAGAAAAGGAAAGAAAAGCUUUAGUUGCACCUUGUUAGUGAGUAGAACUGUAGAGUUGUUUGCUCUGGCUUUCAUUUGGAGGACCUGGAUUUGUCCAAAAUAUUGAUGACUCUAUUUCUCUUGCUUUUCAACA